Messenger RNA from Colletotrichum lupini, 627 nucleotides. RefSeq lists its product as uncharacterized. Gene Ontology annotation, biological process: adenylate cyclase-activating G protein-coupled receptor signaling pathway. Gene Ontology annotation, cellular component: plasma membrane. The transcript is spliced from 4 exons. NCBI's taxonomy places the organism in Eukaryota, Fungi, Ascomycota, Sordariomycetes, Glomerellales, Glomerellaceae. Bases 1 to 627 code for a protein of 208 amino acids. The record is from RefSeq and is a predicted model, not a curated record. Gene Ontology annotation, molecular function: G protein-coupled receptor activity.
AUGAAUCUUAGCGGCAGACUUAUCGAUAAUCCAGAACAAACCGACUUUUGUAAGCUCAACGGCUUCAUGGCUCAGGUAUUCGUCAUUCAAACCGACUAUUGGGUCCUCAACAUCGCCAUUUGCACGUUCUUCAUCCUGACUGGCCAAAGAAAGCGAGCCAGCUGGGUGCAGAACCACGAAGUCGUCAUUUGGGGACUUCCGUGGUUCUUCUCGGUCUUAUGGGCUUCUGUGGGCCUCGGUUUGAAUGGCUACCACAGCAUCGGGGCUUGGUGCUGGUUCAAGUCAGACAAGACGAGGCUGCUCGCCAACUUCGUUCCUCGAUGGAUAAUCAUAACCAUCAUGUUUGUGCUAUACGCAUACCUCGCCCUUGCUCUUUUCAGAGCUCAGAACAGGUUAAGUUCGAUGCAGGAGUCUCCCGGGCAUCUGGAGUCCGGUUACUCGACACAAGAUGGGAGCAGGGCCGCAAGCACUCACGAAGGACUGGAAGGCCAAUCUAUGAUUUCCAUCAGAAGGCUCAAAAGGGCAAGAAAAGACGAUGCUCAGGGCAGCGAAGAGGCUUGCAUCGUGAUCCAGGGGCUUGUCGACGCCGUAAUCUACGGUAUGAACGAGACUUCAGUAGCAAGCUAG